GUCAAGUUUCAAAUACACCCAGUUAAUGACCCACCUAUUAAAAUCACCUCAUUUGCUCGAACAUGGUUUCUACAAAUUCUAUUCAUUCAAGACAGUAAUCCCCAGCUUUAAUGAACUAAAAUCUAAUUGAAAUUGGAAGUUGAAGAAGUUGAAGAAGUUGAGGUGAAGCAUGAAUGCUUGAAAUCAAAAUUUUCAGGCCCUGGAUUUGAUUGAGCUACGUGAAUUUAUAUCUUGGUUGGUGGGUCAGGCUUUUGGGGUUUUAGCGUUUUACAGCACGUAGGCUUUUAGGGGGUUUAUAGCUCAUAGGCUUUGAGUGUAUUUUAAAUUUUUUUUAGCACUCGUCUUUGGUCAGAGGGAAGCCCAGAUGGUUCCAGAGGGGAAGAAUGGGCUGCCAGGAAGACCGAACAAAGGGGGAUAGGUCCACUGUGUUGAUGGGGGAGCUGAUGCAGCUGAAGCUUCUUGGUUUUGGAGUGAUCUCAAAAUCCAAAAACUUCACAUCACACUUGUUCUUUGCCCACUGGUUCAGAUUUUCCAUUGAUCUGCUUAAGGAUUGGAGAGAGGGGGGGUUUCAAUUAUUGAACUUCGUAUAUAAAUGCUUCAUUGCCAAAGCUUCAGAUCAGCAUCAGACUAUCAAGUGUUUCUGUUCUGUGCCUACAACAGCAAUGGUCCCUUAUAAUACCAGUUUGUUUGUAAUUUUUCUUUGUUCUCUGUUUUGUAUGGCUCUUUCCGCAGAACCCGACUUGGAAAUCGAAAUUGAGGCCUUGAAAGCCUUCAAGAAUUUGAUUACCUAUGACCCAUUGGGAGCACUCGGGGACUGGACCGAUGCGAACUACCACUGCAACUGGUCUGGCAUUGCCUGUGGUGCUUCAUCAACCCACGUGAUUUCAAUAUCUUUGGUGGAAAAGCAGCUCCAAGGCAACAUCUCACCAUUCAUUGGAAACAUUACCCACCUCCAGGUUCUGGAUUUAACUUUGAAUUCAUUCGCAGGACAUAUCCCAGCUCAACUAGGCCAUUGUUCCCAACUUUCUGUGCUAACUCUUUAUGCAAAUGCUCUUUCAGGUUCCAUUCCACAAGAACUAGGAGACCUUAAAAAACUGAAAUCAAUUGAUUUGGGUAAUAAUUUCUUGAAUGGAAGCAUUCCUGAAAGCAUUUGCAACUGCACGUCCUUAAUAGAACUUGGCGUCAUCUUCAACAACCUCACUGGUACUAUUCCAUUAGGCAUUGGAAAUUUAGCCAGUCUUCAGCUUUUUGUAGCAUAUGGGAAUCGUUUGGUUGGUUCUAUACCAGCUUCGAUUGGCAUAUUGGGAGCUUUGCAAGCUUUUGAUCUAAGUCAAAACCAACUCUCAGGCGAAAUACCCCGGGAAGUUGGGAAUUUGUCAAAUCUAGAGUAUCUUCAGCUGUUCGAGAAUGAGCUCGUGGGCAAAAUCCCAUCUGAAAUAGGGAAUUGUGGGAAGCUCAUUGCUUUGAACAUAUACAAAAAUCAACUAUCUGGCUCCAUUCCGCCUAAGCUUGGAAAUCUUUCUUACUUGGAAGAGUUAAGGCUAUACAAAAACUGGAUGAAUUCCACAAUCCCAGUCAACUUAUUCCAGUCUAAAUCAUUAACCCACUUGGGACUCCCCGAAAAUGAGUUUACUGGAAUCAUACCUUUAGAGAUUGGAUCCUUGAAAUCAUUGAAAGUUCUGACACUGCAUUCAAACAAGUUAAUUGGAGAGAUACCUUCUUCAUUAACAAACCUAACCAAUCUGACAUACUUGUCUGCAAGCUUCAAUUUCAUCACUGGAAAAAUUCCGUUAAAUAUCGGAUUACUUCGAAAUUUAAAGAACCUAACCUUGAACAAUAACUUUCUUGAUGGACCCAUUCCCUCUAGCAUCAUCAAUUGUACCCAGCUUCUAUGCAUAGAUUUAGCUUAUAAUGAGCUAGGUGGGCAAAUUCCUAAGGAUUUAGGGCAAUUGCAGAAUCUAACAUUCCUGUCUCUUGGCAAAAACAAAAUGUCUGGGGAGAUUCCUGAUGAACUUUUUAAUUGUUUAAAUCUCAACAGACUCGAUUUGUCCUGGAAUAGUUUUGGUGGGAUGCUGAGACCUAGUGUUGGGAAGCUCUUUAAUCUCCAGCUUUUGCAAGUCCAUCGAAAUUCAUUAGCGGGGCCAAUUCCAUGGCAGAUUGGCAAUCUAAGCCAACUAGUGUCUUUAAAACUUGGUGGGAAUAAUUUUUCAGGCCUAGUUCCUCCAGAACUGUCUAAGCUUUCUCUCCUGCAAGGUCUUUUUCUGCAAGAUAACAUGCUGGAAGGUGUAAUCCCUGAGAACAUUUCUGAACUACUACAGUUGACUGAUCUACAGUUGCAAAACAACAAACUAGUAGGUGCCAUUCCGAAUGCUUUAUCGAAACUUGAGCUGCUUUCAAACUUGAAGCUCAAUGGAAACAUGCUUAAUGGGUCAAUCCCAGGAACCAUGGCGCGACUUAGCCGAUUGAUGGCCUUGGAUCUCUCUCACAACCAUCUUACAGGAUCUAUUCCUGUGUCCAUGGUUGGGGGUCUUAAAAACAUGCAGAUAUAUAUAAACUUCUCUUACAACCGUUUGACGGGAGCCCUUCCGGAUGAGCUUGGUAUGUUGGAAAUGGUGCAGGCCAUUGACAUCUCAAACAAUAAGCUAUCAAUGAGCAUUCCUGAAACACUUGGGGGGUGUAGGAAUUUAUUCUCUCUUGAUCUGUCUGGGAACGAACUUUCCGGCCAAAUUCCAGAAGAAGUUUUUAGGCAGAUGGAUAUACUCACAAGCUUGAACCUUUCAAGAAAUGAAAUCAGUGGUGAAAUUCCUACAAGUUUGACAAAUCUUCAGCAUCUUGUCUCCCUUGACCUUUCCCAAAAUAACAUCUGUGGUGCAAUUCCCGGAAGCUUUGCCAAUCUUUCCUCCUUGAAACUUCUAAAUCUUUCUUUCAAUCUACUCGAAGGACCUGUUACGGAUGCUGGCAUAUUCAGAGACACGAAUGCUUGUUCUUUGGUUGGAAAUGUCGCUUUGUGUGGAGCUGAAGCUCAUAAUUCUUGCAGCAAGAGCCACCACUCUGCUUCACAUAGUUUUUCGAAGAAAUCCAUAAUAAUUCUCACAGCCCUUGGGUCAGUUUUUAUGUUUCUAGUUCUAACAAUUGCAUUUUUACUCCUCAACCAGUGCAUCCGGAAGCAUAAAACCAAUGGUGUUGAGAAUAUAGAACCUGGGUAUGCUUCAUCGUUAUCCCUCAAAAGGUUUAACCAGCAGGACUUAGAAGCAGCUACUGGUUUAUUUAGCAAAGAAAACAUCAUUGGUGCUAGCAGUUUGAGCAUGGUGUACAGAGGCAGACUAGAAGAUGGGAGGAUGGUAGCUAUAAAAAAAUUGAAUUUGCAUAUGUUCUCUGCAGAAUCUGAUAAACACUUCAACAGAGAAGUCAAGACCUUGAGCCAAUUGAAGCACAGGAAUCUGGUGAAGAUACUGGGGUAUGCUUGGGAGAGUGGAAAACUGAAGGCUCUAAUUUUAGAAUACAUGGAGAAUGGGAACUUGGAGAGCAUUAUACACGACUUGUCGGCAGAUCAUUCAAGAUGGACACUAUCAGAGAGAAUCAAUGUUUUUGUAUCCAUUGCGACUGGUCUGGAUUACCUGCACUCAUGCUAUGAUUCCCCUAUUGUUCAUUGCGACUUGAAGCCUUCAAACAUCCUCCUUGAUGGAGAUUUUGAGGCCCACGUAAGUGAUUUUGGAACCGCUCGGGUUCUGGGUGUACAUCUCGAGGAUGGAAGCAGCCUCUCAUCAUCAUCAGCAUUUGAAGGAACUAUAGGCUACUUACCACCAGAGUUUGCAUAUACAAGGAAAGUUACAACAAAGGUGGAUGUCUUCAGUUUUGGCAUAAUAGUGAUGGAGUUCCUAACUGGAAGAAGGCCAACAGGACUCACUCUAGAGGAUGGAUUUCCAGUGACUCUGCGAGAACUCGUGGAGAGUGCCGUUGCUGGUGGAAGGGACCGACUUCUUCAAGCUUUGGAUCCUCGUCUAGCCUUCAAUAUCUCUGAGAAUCAUGAGAAGAUAAUAGCAGAGCUCCUCAAAGUCGCUCUGUCAUGCACUUGUCCAGAACCCAAGGCUCGACCCGAUAUCAGCGAAGUGUUAUCUGUGAUGUCAAAGCUAAAGGUAACAUGGUAACAUCAGAUAGGAUCAGAGUUAACCAAAACAAUGCUUUCCCAUCACUGAAGCCUACAGCACAAAAUUACUAGCCACAACAAUGCUUUCCCAUCUUGAAGCAAUUCAAUGAGAGCUGCAACUCUAUGCAAAUUUUGUCCUCAAUUAACUCCUUGUGGGCUGCAUGCCCAUCUUUCUGGGUAGCAAUUUUGUUCAACUCGGAGUUAAUUUAUAGUGGUUAGUAAUUUUGUUCAACUGCAUUUUUUUGUUAUGACACUUGUAAUUGAUGUUUCAUUUACUUGAUAGCUUCUUUAAUGUCAUUCAGAGGAUAAAGGGUUUUUAACACGACAUUUUAUAUAGACUUUGAUUUUUAGUUGUUUUGGACAUUU
Molecule: messenger RNA, 4513 nt
Organism: Malania oleifera
Lineage: Eukaryota; Viridiplantae; Streptophyta; Magnoliopsida; Santalales; Ximeniaceae
Product: LRR receptor-like serine/threonine-protein kinase FLS2
Exons: 2
Coding region: 384-4148 (1254 amino acids)
Biological process (GO): protein phosphorylation
Molecular function (GO): protein binding; ATP binding; protein kinase activity
Source: RefSeq, a predicted model, not a curated record